AUGGCAUUUUUAUGUCCCGUACGAAUCGGAAGAUCGAAGAAAAAAAAGACAGAUUUAAACAAAGAUGUCGUCAGGGGACCUGGAAUGGGAAGAAUCACUGGUAGUGCUUCAAUAGAAACAUUAGUCAGAGUUGGCAUUGAAAAAGAAAAUGGUUUUUCUCCAGACAGUAAAAUGGUCAUUUUACACGAUUUUACACCAUGUGUCGAUGAUGAAUUAGAAGUUAAAAGAGGUCAAAUUGUUAAUAUAUUAUAUAGAGAAAAUGACUGGGUAUAUGUUAUAGCACAAGACAGUAGGCAAGAAGGUUUCAUUCCUCAUAGCUAUUGUACUCCAUUUAAUUCUUAUCAUCAUGUUAUGGAAAUGAAAAAAAAACUUCCACACGAACCAGAUUCCGAUGGAGAAGAAUAUGGUCAAUUAGGAGGUUGCAACAAUAAUAAUUCGAUAAAUAACAGUAACAAUAAUAACAAUAGUAACAGUAAUGGAAAUAAUAAUAAUAAUAAUAGUAAUAUUAAUAAUAACAACAGCAGCAGCGGUGGCAACUGUAACUCUAACAGCAAUAUAAAUAACAACAGCGUUGUAUUAAAUAACGGGAGCAGUAGUAAUAUUGUAAAUAAUAGUAGUAGUAGUAAUAAUAAUAAUAAUAAUAAUAACAACAGUAAUAAUAAUAGCAAUGGUAAUAACAAUAAUGCGAAUGGAAGUAACAGCAAUCAUGGUAGCAGCAACACACUUAAUAAAAAUUCGACAAUAGUUCAAAUGAAUUUAACAAGUUCUCAAGCAUCCUUACAUAGCGCCGGAUCAUCUUCUCAACCGGAAAUUCAUCCAUUUUGUAAGGAUCCCUCGGGUCGUUACAUCGUUCUGUACACGUUUAUAGCACGUGAUGAAAACGAUGUAUCCGUUGAAAGGGGAGAAUUCGUUACUGUACUUAAUAGAGAAGAUCCCGACUGGUUUUGGAUAGUUAGGUCAGAUGGUCAAGAAGGAUUCGUACCUAGCGGUUUCGUUUAUCCCGCUGACGUCAUACAAGAAAAUUCAAAUGCGAAUAAUAAUAAUAAUAAUAAUAACAAUGCCGGUGCAAGCGCCGCUCAAGUCAAUUAUACAAAUGGGAAUUACAUUGGUCAUCAAACAACAACAACAACAACAACGGAAGAUUUAAAAUAUCACGGUACCGAAUUGGUUAUGCUUUACGAUUAUAAGGCUCAGGCACCAGAUGAUCUUUCCGUGAGACGAGGCGAUUGGAUUUAUGCUGAUAUGAACAAUCAAACGGUUGACGGAUGGUUGUGGGCCUAUGCUCCGAAAACUAGAAAAUACGGUUUCAUACCUAAAGCCUAUGCUAGACCUCCAGCGAUGACGUCAUUAUAA
Molecule: messenger RNA, 1353 nt
Organism: Pediculus humanus corporis (human body louse)
Lineage: Eukaryota; Metazoa; Arthropoda; Insecta; Psocodea; Pediculidae
Exons: 7
Coding region: 1-1353 (450 amino acids)
Molecular function (GO): protein binding
Source: RefSeq, a predicted model, not a curated record